This is a messenger RNA of Carassius carassius (crucian carp), 7595 nucleotides long. RefSeq names its product adhesion G protein-coupled receptor A2-like. The coding region runs from base 595 to 4698 and encodes 1367 amino acids. The record is from RefSeq and is a predicted model, not a curated record. Gene Ontology annotation, molecular function: G protein-coupled receptor activity; protein binding. NCBI's taxonomy places the organism in Eukaryota, Metazoa, Chordata, Actinopteri, Cypriniformes, Cyprinidae. Gene Ontology annotation, cellular component: Wnt signalosome; plasma membrane. The transcript has 19 exons. Gene Ontology annotation, biological process: G protein-coupled receptor signaling pathway; sprouting angiogenesis; cell surface receptor signaling pathway.
AGCUGAAUGUGAGUGUGACAGGAUGGCAGAGGAAAAGCGCCAGAGUCCUGGAAUUAAGACCGGGACCGUUACUUAAGUCAGACUGCGACUGACAGCACACGGACCCCGGAGCGCCUCAUGUUCGCUGAUGCGCGACCGGAACUUUAUGACUAAUCACACUGAAUAUCGUGAAAUACUCCGGGGAAAAGUAUGGACAACAGUUGCUUUGAGGAAUUGUAAUUGCGGUGCCCCGAAAGCACACGAGUAACAACUUAACUUUCCUUUAGAAAGGCGACAAAGAGACAUUUCGUUUGCGCUCGUCAAACGAGUUUUAAUUUGGGACAUGGAGGAAAGAAAAUUCAGGAUUGAAAAAAUAUGACAUGAUGGAUGUAUUUUACUGCAUCAGUGACAGGAGUGCUGUCAUGUUUUAACAGGAGUGAGAGUGUUCAAACCUUUCUUACGUGCUGAUCUAUCUGUUCAUACUUGGAAAGGAGUAACUCGUCUUCAAUACUGUCUUUCUCAUCACUGAUACUUUAAGUUAUUUUCAGCUAGAUAAAAUCCUGCCCUUAUGUCAUGGGCUGACCUGGGACCGCGCAGUUAAUAGUGAGGGGGACAAUGUCGGGACCCUGCGUCCGCAUCCCGUUUUGGGUUCGUGUGUUUCUCCUGCUGCUGCUUCACAGAGUCUCUGCAGGCUGUCCCGAGCUUCUUUCCAGCGGCUGCAGCUGCGCAGAGGACCGCGGUAAAGCGCACGCUGCGCCCGGCGCGCGGAGGAAAGUCAGCUGCGUUGGGAAGGAGCUGACCGAGACGCCCGAAGUUAGUCUGCUUCCCAACAGAAUCGUCUCUCUAAAUCUGAGCAACAAUCGUAUCCGCAUCCUGAAAAAUGGCUCCUUCACUGGCUUGUACUCCCUUGAGAAGCUGGAUCUCAGGAAUAACUUGAUCAGCACCAUCAUGCCUGGAGCCUUCCUGGGUCUCACAGCUCUUCGGAAACUUGACCUAUCCAGUAACCGAAUUGGCUGCCUGACUUCAGAAGUGUUCCAGGGCCUAACCAACCUCACAAAAUUAAACAUCUCUGGAAACAUUUUUUCCUCUCUGGACCCGCAUUUGUUCUUGGAGUUACACUCUUUAAAGCUGGUGAACUUUCAUUCUGAUUUCCUGUCAUGUGACUGCGGUCUGCGCUGGGUGCCAGGCUUUUUACGCAGCAGUUCUGCUCGGCUUGGGGACGAAACACUCUGUGCGUAUCCCAGAAGACUUCAGAACAAACCCCUGCGUCUCCUGAGAGAGAGUGACCUCAGCUGUGAGGGUCCGCUGGAGCUGCACACGCUGUCUCUGUUGCCCUCGCUACGACAGGUCGUGUUUAAGGGGGACAGGCUGCCUUUCCAUUGCACUGCUUCACUGGUGGACAAAGCCACUUCUCUUCACUGGCGACACAACGGUCAUUCUGUCACCACUGACCCUACCAGUGGAGUCCACCUGGAAGAGAGUGUACAACAUGACUGCACCUUCAUCACCAGUGAGCUGAUCCUGUCAAAUGUCCACAUUGAGGCGAGUGGUGAGUGGGAGUGUGUGGUGUCCACGGACCGUGGGAAUGCCUCGCGCAGUGUGGAGAUAGUGGUUCUGGAGAACAGCGCCUCCUUCUGCCCAGAGCAGAGAGUGACUAACAACCGAGGGGAGUUCAGGUGGCCUAGAACUCUGGCUGGCAUCACCUCAUACCAUUACUGUCUGCAGCUGCGCUACCCCUCUUUAACCAUAGGGGGCGGCGUGGAGCAGAAGAAGGCUUCACGUAACUGUGACCGCUCUGGACACUGGGAGGAGGGAGACUACUCUCAGUGUCUCUAUACUAAUGACAUCACACGGAUCCUGCAUACCCUCAUACUGAUGCCCAUCAACACCUCCAAUGCUGUGACUCUGGCACACCAGGUGCGGUCAUACACAAUGGAAGCCGCCGGUUUCACAGACACGGUGGAUGUUCUUUAUGUGGCUCAGAUGAUGCACAAAUUCAUGGACUAUGUGACAGAACUGCGUGAGCUGUCCGAGGUCCUGGUUGAAAUGGGCAGUAACCUGAUGCAGGCAGAUGAUCAGAUUCUAGUUCGAGCUCAGAGAGAGGAGAGAGCCUGCAGUUCAAUCGUCUACACACUGGAGAAUCUCGCCUGGCCUCAGCUGCAUUCUCACGCACAGGACCUCUCCAAAAAUUCAAGUAACAUUGUGAUGGAGGCUCACAUGAUUCGUCCUGCUCAUUUUACUGGCAUGAGCUGCACGGUCUAUCAGAGACGAGAGGGGGCAGGAGGGAGCCAGGGGCAUGAUGGGAUUGAAUCUUCCCUUGAGCAGCAACUGCGUUUUCGCUGCACCACAGGAACACACAACACCUCGCUGAAUGCUUUUCAUCUCAAGAACGCAGUGGCUCUUGCUUCAGUGUCUCUCCCUGCAUCUCUUUUUCCACCGAAUGCUCCUCCUGACUGUAAGCUGCAGUUUGUGGCUUUCCGCAAUGGAAGAUUCUUCCCAUUUACCAGCAAUUUUACAGGACAUUUGGACCUUGCACGCAGACGUGGUGUCAACACUCCAGUUAUCUACGUUGGCCUAGAUGGAUGUAGCAUGUGGAACCAGUCUGAUCCCAUUAUUGUGUCACUACGACACACAUCACCUGGAAAUGACCCUGUUGCUGCCCACUGGAGUUUGCAGGCUUUGGAGCAUCAUGGGAGAUGGAGUCUAGAUGGCUGUCAGCUGGCCCAUAGUGAUGCGUCCACCUCUACACUGCGCUGCUCUGUGCUAAGCAAUUACGCUGUACUUCAGGAGUUGCCAGAUUUCCCGAGUUCACCUUCGAUUCCAGUGGAAGUGCUCCAUCCAGUGAUCUACACCUGUACUGCAGUGCUGCUCCUCUGUCUCUUCACCAUCAUCAUCACAUAUAUACUGCAUCACAGCUCUAUCAGAAUCACCAGGAAGAGUUGGCACACACUCCUAAACACUUGUUUCCACAUCGCAAUGACAUCUGCCGUAUUUGCUGUAGGCAUCACUCUGACCGGCUACCCGAUUGUAUGCCAGGCAGUGGGGAUUGUUCUUCACUACUCUUCUCUGUCCACUUUGUUAUGGAUCGGGGUUAGCGCCAGAGUCAUCUAUAAAGAAGCCUUAUUAAGGACUCCACAGCAACUAGAAGGAGAAACUGCUGUACAACCAACCCAGCGGCCCAUGCUCAGGUUUUAUUUGAUAGCCGACGGGGUCCCACUCAUCAUAUGUGGUAUCACUGCAGCUGUAAACAUCAGUAACUAUGGAGACAACAUUCCUUACUGCUGGUUGGUAUGGCAACCCAGUUUCGGGGCUUUCUUCAUUCCAGCUGGACUGAUCGUUCCUGUGACCUGGAUCUACUUCCUGUGCACUGCUGUCUGCCUGAGGCGCCAAAACCUCCAGGAGUCCAAAGAUCCUCCUUGCUCCUCCUCCAUCCCCUCAACUUUACCUGAGAGCCAACCGGCAAUCAGUGGCAGCACCAGCCUGCUCUCAGCAGACUCUGUGGUGGGCCCAGUGAAUGCCAGGAUGACAUUGGAGGACCAGUACUCACUGAAGGUCCAGUGUUUGGUGCUGGUGGCAACUCAGUUCGUGUUUGUAGGGCUGUGGUGUUGCGGCGCUAUGGCCGUUUGGCACGUGGAUAGAGAGCGGAAACUCUUUAGCUGCCUGUACGGUGGAACGGCUACCGGAUUAGGGAUCUUCUUGGUGCUCCAUCACUGUUUCAAGCGUUUGGAUGUCCAGGCAGCGUGGCUAAGUUGUUGUCCGGGUUACCGUCGCUCCCAGCCCAUGGCAGCUUAUUCCCACCCCUGCACUGCAACCGUAGGCGUCCAGAGUGCCUCGGAAAGGGGCUCCCAACUUUUUGUAGGAUGCCACCCACCGACGGACACCAACAAUUACUCUUCUUCUGCCAGGUCAUCAUCUACUCAAAGUGGAACGACGAGCAUCGCCGCCGGGCCUUGCAAACUCACCAACCUCCUUCAAGGGGCUCAAGACAAUGUGAAUAACGCCACCCGAGCGCCAACGGGAACUAAUACCAACACAAGUACAAGCACGGAGAACAACAAGCCAGCUAAUAAUCUGUUGCCCAGUCUACUGCCUGUCCAGCAGCCUCAAAGGAGGAAGGCUUGUAGUAAAACCAGGGGUGGAAACACCCAGUACCAUCACCGGGGGGACGGCAGGGGGCAUUACCGCCUCAAAGCUCUCAGGGCAGGUGGAGGAGGUAGCAUGGGUGCUUUGGGACCUUCUGCGACAGAGCAAUCGAACAUCCACCAUCUACACAAACACGCUUCCAGUGAGAAUGGAAGUCUACGGAAUAGUCAUUCAGAGGGUCAGAACGGACUUCUGACCAAUGGGCGGCACAGAGGGGAGGGACUAGCGACGAGCCCUUCAGAAGGUAGCGAUGGUGGUAGCAGCGGAAGUAGAAAACCUUUUCCCCUGUUGCCUUCGGUGGCGUGUAGGUCUGCCAUGCAACAGAACGCUAAACAUCGCAGCACUAGCAAAGACAAUCUUAAACUGGCCGCCGCGGCUGAGAGAGAGUCAAAGCAGAGCCUGUUCCCUCUAAAUAUGACAUCAAAUGUCACUGCGACGGCCUUGUUGACGACAGUUUCAGCACCUAAUGGAAGUCUAAAGGGAUCCGUGGUGGAAUUGGACUCUAGCGGAACUGACCAAUCACAGGGCUCGGUUGGUAUGAAGAGCAGGGUAUGGAAGAGCGAGACAACUGUAUAAUAAUGAGCUGCAGGUAGAGCUGAAAGACCUUGAAGGUUUCUUGAACUUGAAUGCUAGAAGCCGAAGCAUGGAUUUCUUUCUCCACAACCUAGAUGAAAAGACUAGUUUAAACCAGCCUAAGAUGGUUUUGGACACUUUUCAGCCAAGCUAAACAUCAGCUUGGAUUGGCUGGGAGACCGGCUUAACCAGCUAAGGCCAGGAAACCUGUCAAACAGUGUUGUAGAACUCAAAACUGGACUACUGCAGUCAUAUUUUUUUGGUCUUUCUGGGCAUUUGGACUCGGUCUUGACACAGACACAGAUUCCGGUCUUGAGUGCUGCAACACUGUGGAUAUGUUUUGUGGUUUGUGCCGACUCACGCAUGUCUGAUUUGUCUCAGGACUGGAGCACAAAGUUCACAUGAUACUGUCACGAAACCAAGCCUCAUUUAAGACCCUCUUCAAGUCACUGUCUUGACUCGGACUAAGACUCAUCAACACAGAAUUCAGUCCAGUUUCGUCCAGUUUCAUGUACUACCACACUGCAACUUAGGCUGGGUCAAGCUGGGUUUUUCAGCAGGGAAGGGAAACUUUUGGCUCCUUUUAUGAUGAACCACCGAUACUUGUAAGCUUUGGUGUCCUGUUGUCUUUGAACCGUCCAAUAUGCUAAGAGCUAAUGCUAAGCAUGCUAAUAAGGAGAAGCUGUGUGUGAGGCCGUUUUAUAUGAAGAAAAUGAAAGGGUGUGUAUGCAAAACCCUACUCCUCUAAAAAGACAUUGGAAGAGUUGGUUUGACAAAAUAUGCAAAAUCGUUUUGAUUGCUUUUGUUUGCUUGUAAUACCACUUAAUCCAACAAAUUGUUUGAACAUAAUGAAUCUUUUAAUAUUGAAUAUGCCAAGGGAUCUGAACCUAAAGUUCAGCCGUUUAGCUGUGUUGAUCUUUAUCUUUCUGACUAUGCAUAUCGAUCAGGAUGGAGAACCUGUUCGCCUGUUACCUAAGUUUUCUUGUUCAGUCCCUUCAUGUCUUUGUCUCUUGUGUGUUCAUGUUUUUAUUCACGCUAUUUCAUUUACAUGUCUGUAAGAAUGUACAUUGUGUUAUGUAUGCAUUGUUUGACCAUUACAGUGUUAAUUCAAUUCUCUGGCACUAGUAAGCAGCUUUUGACAUCAGUCCCACAGAAAACAAAGACUUGCCAUUGAUCCAUCCUUCCCCGACAUUUCCAUCCAAUGCUUUACUGGUGCUGGGAAUGUAGUUCUUGUUCUUCUAAAGCAGUGUUGUUCAGCAGAACGUGAACUAUUGCAUUCAUUUUUUAGUAAAUUGGAACUAUUUGGAAAACGUGGCUUAACAGUGCCCUCUAUUGGGCCAUUUCUGCCAUGAUCAAAUGCACUGAAAAUGAAAGCUGUUGAUGGAGAAAUGAUAUCAACAAAGUGAGAGCUGCUUCAGAUGUCACUCCAGAGUUACUAAGGGAUUGAUAAUGAAGGGCAAGUGUUUGUCCAUAAAGUACAUGUUCUGUUCUGUUGUAGUACCAUGUGUAACAUGGGCUUUUUUAGCACUUGUCCAGGUUAUGAAGAGAGCAUUUGGCAUAUUCUUAUAAAUAAUAACACAUGUUAUAUUAUACAUAUCAGUAUUAAUAUUGAUGUAAUUGUCAUUAUGCAGUUUUAUGAUAUCAGUAUUUUACAGAGGAUUGACUUAAUCAGUUUUAUAAACUCUGUUUUUAGUCUAAAAGCACACCAACAAUCAAAGCUUGACCUCCCAUGCUUUUUUUAUUUUCUUCUGCAGAUUAUUACCAUACAUAGAGCAAGUUUUGUUUACUAAAGCACUGUUCAAACCCACAAAUGGUUAGUGAGAAGAACUACUAAUCUACCUGGAAUUGUUAGUCCUCCGUCUUAAGCUUAUGCAAAGUUCUGAAGAGCCAGGAUAUAAUUAUUUUCAAUAGGUCUUUUGUUUUUCAAGUGUCCAAAUGUCUUUUUCUCAUGAAAGCAAAGAAUGGACAAUCCCGACCGCCCCAAAAAGGGGAAUUCAGAUCUUUGCACUGACUGUUUUUUUUUCAAGGCCCACAAGCUAACAGAUACUGACUGUAGUGCCAUUAUUUUUAGAUCAAAUCAUGAUGAAGUCACAAGCAUUGCCCGUCUUUAGCUUUAGCUACACUUUGAUUAAAAUACUAUUAUUUUAAAGUGUGUUCAGGGAUAUUUGUAUGCCAAAGAAAGCUUACUGUAAGUAUGAGCUUAUUUGACAUUGUGUAGCCUCCCAUUUGUCUUUUUCCCCUUCAAGCCAGAAAUCUCCCUCAGAAUUGUUAAACAUUCAAAGACCACAUACUGAUAAAGAACCAUUGCUCCUUUUUCCCAAAUCAAAAAGCUUUUAAAGUCAUGUGUGAUAAUUUUGUGAUUAAUGUAAGUUCGAUUAUGAAAGGUUAUAAUCACCAUCGUGUCAUUACAGAUAACACAUAUUCUAUUUAAUUUUGGUUGUUUAUGAUUUCAGUUGCUUUUGGGGCAAAUUUUAAUUUGAAAUGCCAACAACAAAGAAUGUAGAGAAUAAUACAUGGAUUUUGUGGCCUUCUCAAAGUUUGUUAUGUGUAUGUAAUACUUAAAAAAAUCCCUUUAAAAAAUGAUUAAAACUUUGAAUGGCUUGUAUGUGCAUAAUGGUUUCAGGUGACUGUGAUAUUUGCAUGAAUAAUUUUCUUUGGGUAGGCCCAGAGCUUCUGAGGGUCAGUAUAAUUUCAGUGUUAUUCAAAACAAUGUUUUGAUUGUUAUCAUGAAGUUUAAAAGGGAGAUUUCAAUAAUAACAUGAAUAUUUAUAUUUUUGUCACUCACUUCAAUAUGAAAAUGAUAGAAGCAUUUUUGUGUCAAUUUCAGUAAUAUAUUUCCUAUAGAUGUUAAGAUUGUGCCUUAUCUAUGACCUGAUGCAAAAUAAAGGUUUGGAAAAAUG